Adineta ricciae is the source of this 270-nucleotide messenger RNA. The record is from the annotation of a GenBank genome assembly. Lineage: Eukaryota; Metazoa; Rotifera; Eurotatoria; Adinetida; Adinetidae.
AUGCCUCUUCCAUGUCAAAUAGAAUCAGGUUUACAAAAGUUAAUAAGAAAACCAUUGCCACCACCGCCACAAAACCAAAAAUUCAAUUUACCGUCAGUUUAUCAAGAGGCCUAUUCACAUCAGAAGUUUCUCAUUUAUGAUAAACGCAAAACAAUUUAUGGUGGUCGUCUUAUGAUCUUCGCUUCUGAAGAACAAUUGAAUGUUCCAUAUCAUUUGGAUGUUCUAUUUGCCGAGGGUACUUCCAAAGCAUCACCAAAAUUGUUUGAUUAG